UAAAGGGAAAUUCCUGCCUGCCUCUUUUUUUUUUUGCAGAUCGAAAAAUCGCAGAAACAUCCCCUUCCAGCAAAUACCAUGCUGAGCACAAUUGUAGCCUUUUCAAGUAUUUGGCUUGUCCUGUCCGCACCUCUCUCGGCCAGUUUCUGUCCCAGCCGAUGUCUGUGUUUCAAGACGACAGUGAGGUGUAUGCAUCUGAUGCUGGAGAGCGUUCCCGAAGUCUCGCCGCACACCAACGUUCUGGAUUUGCGCUUCAACCGCAUCAAAAGCAUCCAGCCAGGUGUCUUCAGGAAUCUGAAGAAUCUCGACACGCUGCUUUUGAACAACAACUUACUGAAGCACAUAGCACGAAACUCCUUUGAAGGGCUUAAGAAGCUGAAAUACCUUUACCUUUACAAGAAUGAAAUCCAGAGCAUUCAGAGCCAGGCUUUCGAGGGGCUGCACUCUCUGGAACAGCUCUACCUGCAUUUUAACAACCUUGAAAGUUUGGAAGUGGGAACUUUUAAUGACCUACCCAAGCUGGAAAGACUAUUCUUGAACAACAACCGAAUUUCGCAGAUCCAGCGAGGAGCCAUAGCUCAACUCGAAUCUCUCAAGCGCCUGCGGCUGGACUCCAACGCCUUGCUCUGUGACUGCGACCUGAUGUGGCUGGCAGAGCUUCUGAGGAAAUAUACUGUCCAGGGCAACACGCAAGCCGCUGCCACUUGCGAGAGCCCACCUGAAUUACUGGGUCGUUCGGUCAUCACUUUGACCACCCGAGAAUUCAACUGCGAAAGCCCUCGCAUCACCACUGAACCGCAAGAUGUCGACGUUACUCUGGGCAACACCGUCUAUUUCAUCUGCCGGGCAGAGGGCAAUCCGAAACCUAAGAUUAUCUGGCUUCACAACAACAACGAGAUUGACAUGAGGGAUGAUGGGCGGCUGAACCUGCUUCAAGAUGGCACGUUGAUGAUCCAUGACACUAAAGAAUCCGACAAAGGAAUCUAUCAGUGCCUGGCCAAGAACAUUGUGGGCGAAGCGAAGACCCCUGAGGUUGCCCUGCGCUACUUCGGCAUUCCUUCCAAACCUACAUUUGUCAUCCAUCCCCAGAACACAGAAGUCCUGGUGGGGGAAAGUGUGACUCUGGAAUGUGGGGUGUCAGGACACCCCCCGCCUCGCGUUGUCUGGAUGCUGAGCUCAGGAUCGCCACUGCCUCAAAAUCCGCGCUUCAACACCACCAGCUCCGGCGGCCUCUAUAUCCAAAAUGUCACUUUGACAGAUGAAGGCAAAUACAGCUGCAAAGCCACCAACACAGAAGGAUCUAUCACGGCAACGGCAAAUGUCAUUGUGCAAGAUACCCCCAGGUUUUUGAUAGCUCCCACGGAUCAGAUCAUAACUGAGGGUCAAAAUGUAGAUCUGCCCUGCUCUGCGGAUGGACAUCCUCGCCCGGUCAUAUCUUGGACAAAAGAAGGUGGUCCGUUACCAAACAGUUGGAGAUACACUGUCCUCGCUACGGGAACCCUGCAGAUGGUCCAAGUGUCCCUUCAUGAUCAGGGCCACUAUGAGUGCCAUGCCAUCAAUGCUGUUGGAGCCCAGAGAUUUUCUGUGAGCCUCAAAGUCACCCCACGUGUUAUGCCCGUAUUUCUUCAUCCGCCUCAAGAUAUGGUUGCAGAAGUUGGCCAAGACAUUGAGAUCCCUUGUACUGCCCAAGGGGACCCACACCCAACGAUAACGUGGGCGAAGGACAGGAUUCAGAUCACAGAGAGCGGCAAGUCCCAUAUCGGCCAGGAAGGCACUUUAUCCAUCCGAGAUUUGGGUCUGGCAGAUCAAGGACAAUACGAAUGCGUAGCCAGAAGUACCUCUGGAUUAACCGCCAGUGCCAUGCUGCUCACCAUCAUCGCCACGAACGUCGGAAGGAGCGGUGAUACCUUUGUAGCCACCUCCAUCCAGGAAGCCAUCAGCAGUGUGGACUUCGCCAUCAAUUCGACACGCACCGAACUGUUCAGCAAGAGACCCAAAACACCGAACGAAUUGCUGGCCCUUUUCAGAUAUCCACGGGACCCCUAUACCAUCGAGACUGCUCGGGCUGGAGAAAUCUUCGAAAGAACCUUGCAGCUCAUUCAGGAUCACGUUCAGCAAGGAUUAUUCGUGGACAUGAAUGGAACAGGCUAUCGCUACAACGACCUAGUUUCCCCACACUACCUGAACAUGAUUGCCAACUUAUCGGGCUGCUCUGCUCACCGCCGCACCCCCAACUGCUCCGACAUCUGCUUCCAUAAGAAGUACAGGACCCACGAUGGGUCUUGCAAUAACCUCCAGCACCCCAUGUGGGGCGCAUCCCUCACGGCCUUCCAACGACUGCUGAAGCCCGCUUACCAAAACGGCUUCAACCUCCCACGGGGUUUCUCCUUGGCGGAAGAUUCCAGGGAUCUCCCCCUUCCUCUGCCUCGCUUGGUAUCGACCGCCCUGAUUGGCACGGAGACCGUUACCCUGGAUGACCACUUCACUCACAUGCUUAUGCAGUGGGGGCAGUUUCUGGACCACGACUUGGACCAGACGGUGGCGGCGAUCAGCAUGGCACGUUUCUCGGACGGAGCGUCAUGCAGUCAAGUGUGCACCAACGAUCCCCCUUGCUUCUCCAUUAUGAUCCCCAAGAAUGACCCCCGGGUACGCCGUGGACAGUGCAUGUUCUUUGUUCGCUCCAGCCCUGUGUGUGGCAGCGGGAUGACCUCCCUGCUGUUGAACUCCGUCUACCCCCGGGAGCAGAUCAACCACCUCACCUCCUUCAUCGACGCCUCCAACGUCUACGGCAGCACCGAACAGGAGUCCCUCGAACUGCGGAAUCUCAGUAACCAGAAGGGGCUUCUGAAGUCAGGCCAGGUGGUUCCGAGUUCAGGAAAACCCCUCCUGCCUUUCGCCAUCGGGCCACCGACUGAGUGCAUGCGGGAUGAAAGCGAAAGUCCGGUGCCAUGUUUCUUGGCCGGAGAUCACCGGGCCAACGAGCAACUGGGAUUGACUUCCAUGCACACCUUGUGGUUCCGUGAGCAUAACCGGAUGGCAGCCGAGCUCCGGUCUUUGAACCCUCACUGGGAUGGGGACACCAUCUAUCACGAGGCUCGGAAGAUUGUGGGGGCCCUGAUGCAGCACAUCACCUACUCCCACUGGCUUCCCAAGAUCCUUGGAGAAGCUGGGAUGAAGGUCAUGGGAGACUACAAAGGCUAUGAGCCUACCACCAAUGCCGGAAUCCUGAACGUUUUUGCCACCGCGGCUUUUCGCUUCGGCCACACCCUCAUCCAUCCGCAACUCUACCGGCUGAAUGAAACUUUCAAGCCCAUCCAGCAAGGCCAUGUCCCGCUUCACAAGGCGUUCUUCUCCCCGUUCAGGAUCAUCCAGGAGGGUGGCAUUGAUCCCCUUCUGCGUGGGCUUUUUGGGGUGCCUGGGAAAAUGCGGGUGCCUUCUGAACUCCUCAAUAUGGAGCUGACCGAGAAACUGUUUUCAAUGGUGCACUCAGUCUCCCUCGACCUGGCAGCUAUCAAUAUCCAGAGGGGGCGCGAUCACGGCAUCCCGCCUUAUAAUGACUUCAGGGUCUUCUGCAACCUCACCUCUGCUCAGGAGUUUGAUGACCUCAGGAAUGAAAUUAAAAAUCUGGAGAUCAGGGAGAAACUCAGGAGCUUAUAUGGAAUUACAAAGAAUAUCGACCUCUUUCCAGCCUUGAUGGUAGAAGAUCUUAUCCCAGGAACCAGAGUAGGACCAACUCUCAUGUGCUUAUUGGUGACCCAGUUCAGAAGACUCCGAGAUGGAGACAGGUUUUGGUAUGAAAACCCAGAUGUGUUCACUUCAGCCCAGCUCACACAAAUCAAGCAAGGGUCCCUGGCCCGCAUCAUCUGUGACAACAGCGACCACAUCCAGCAUCUCCAGAAGGAUGUCUUCCAGGUGGCCUCCUACCCUCAAGGCAUGGUGGACUGCAGUGAAAUCCCCCAGGUGGAUCUGCGCUUGUGGAAAGACUGCUGUGAAGAUUGCAACACAAGAGGUCAAUUAAGGGCUCUCUCGCAGCAGUUCCGAAGCAAAAGAUCAUCCAACUUCAGCUAUCCAGAAGAAAAUCCAUCCAAGGCCACCUUAGGAGAACCAAGGAUGGAGGAAUCACCUUUGAACCCAGAAGACCUCAGAUCUUUAGUGAAGGAACUUGAACAAAUUAUCUUUUCUCUUCGGAAACAGGUCAGUGGCUUGGAAGGUCAACUCAGAAGACACCAAAGAAUCCUUGCUACCAAAUAUGGCCACCAUCAAGAGAAUGGAGCAAAGGAGAAAAAAAGAUGACCUCAUUUAGGUGCUGCUUGAGUGAGAGGACAAUCUGUGGGUGAAAGAAGGAAGGACGGGUUGCGGAAUGUUUUCUGGAGCAGGGCCAAGAGCAUUGGUGUCCAUAGAUGGGACAAAUGGUGACCCAGGGAUCAAAUGACUCAACUGAUGCACUUCUAACAACCAGCGAUGCGACGGACAUCAUCACUUCAUUGAUGGCGUAUCAAGAUUCCUGUAUCACCAUGUUGAUGUCAUUGUGGCUUAUAAAAGACAUCAGUCCUUAACAGUGCUACUUGGAUUGUAAGACUCAGUUCUGAGCAGCUGGUCUUUCCUUAAGCCAUGUACCUAUCUCUUUUUCUUAAAAAAAAAAGAAAGGAAGGAAGAAAUUUUUAUGGUAUUGAUAGUCAGUGUUUAAAUAGCAAAAGUAAUGACCGGCAUAUCCAAUGAUGGUCUUUCUUCAGCCUGAGCUUUGUUUUUAGGGGAAAAGUAAGAAAGUCAAGACUCCCACAAGCGAAUCUUGAUCCUUAAUGACUUAAUGGACAUGUCCAUGUAGUUUUCUCUACGUCACAAACGGGCUGGUUUGUUAUAGCCUCCUGGGAUAUUUUUUUCAGCUUUCCUUUUUAGUUUGCAGAUCUGGGAUUUCUUGAUUGUGUCAUAUCAAAGUGUCCAAAAUAUCUAAUCCUAUUUAGCCUUUCGAUAUCAGCCAAAGUCAAACUAAAGAUUUCCACCUUCUCAGAAACCUUCAAAUUAAGCUUGAUUCCUGGUGGAUUCAUCCAUGUUAUUUUCUGGGUGACAAUAUGGAGAUGAUUUGUGUUGGCAAAUUGCAGCAUGUGGGUUAUUUACUUCCCACUUAGUCCACAGCUAUGGUUUUCUCAGAUGGCCUCAGGUUGAAGUACUGUCUAGACCAUACUUUACAAUAUUUAGAUUUUAAUCCUAGAUCAGAUUGCCCAUAUGUUGCUACCCAUCAAAGCUGAAUAACAGAAUGACAUACUUGGAAGGAACCUUGGAGAUCUUCUAGUCCAACCCCACGUUCAAGCAGAAGAUCCUACCAUUUCAGACAAAUGGCUGCCCAAUCUCUUCUUAAAAACCUCCAGUGAUGGAGUAUCUACAACUUCUGAAAGCAAGCUGUUUCACUAAUUAACAGUUCUCAAUGACAGGAAAUUUCUCCUUAGUUCUAGGUUGCUUUUCUCCUUGAUUAGUUUCCAUCUGUUGCUUCUUGUCCUGCCUUCAAGUGCUUUGGAAAAUUGACUCCCUUUCCUUUGUGGCAACUCCUAGUCCUAGUAAAUUAGAUGCUCUUGAGUAGUUCUACUCCAAUAUAUUCCAUUUUUUUCAUCACAUUAGUUGAGUCUGGCAAUAUGCCCACAUUGUGUUGCACAAGCAGGCCCAGAAACACCUUUCAUACUUCAGUUAGUAAUACUCAUGUUUUCUUACUUAUCUCUUACUCCCCAGGCUGUUUCAAACAACUGCAUGCACUUUGCAGUUACUUCUCCCUUCAAGAAAAGCCAGCUGACUUCAAAAGAGACCAUCAUUCUCAAUCUCUGGGUUUGUCUGCAUCAGAUACUGGAGAUGUUUUGAGCUUUCACCUUUCUUCCAAAUCUGAGGGAUGUAUCUCUUAAACACCAAGGAUUACAAAUCAUGUUAACAACUUUGGACCCAGAAUAAUGGACUCUAAAGUUUGAAGCUUUGAAUUCAGCUGGAGCCUCGGAGGGAACACCUGUUCCAAAAGAUAAGCAGAGGAUUGAAAAAAUAUUGAGUAUUUAAGAAACAGAGGAUCCCACUGGAAAAAAUGAAAAUAUUCAUAACAUAGUGAUCAGGUGCAAAAUAUAGAACAUCAGAGUUGGGAUCUUGGAGGUCUUCUAAUCCAACCUCCUGUCCAAGCAGGAGACCCUAUUCCAUUCUGGACAAAUGGGUGUCUUCUUAAAAGCCUCCUGUGAUGGAACAGCUACAACUUUUGAAGGCAAGCUGUUCGACUGGUUGACUGUUCUCACUGCCAGGAAAUUCUUAGUUCUAGGUUGCUUUUCUCCUUGGUUAGUUUCCAUCCAUUGCUUUCUUGUCUUGCUUUCUGCUGCUUUGGAAAAUAAGUUGAUCUCCUCUUCUUUGGGGCAGCCCUUCAAAUAUUGGAACACUGCUAUCAUGUCACCCCGGUUCUGAUAUGGAUUUAUAGGCUUAGCCCAGCUAGCAGUGAAUUCUAGUGGGCAUUCAUUAUAUUGAAAUAAAAAGCUAAGCCUUGUUUCUUCCUAAGCUACAUCUGGAAGAGAGACAAGCAUGUGAGAGAGAAAGACAGAAGAUCUUCCUUUAUACUUCUUCAAACACAAAAGGACAAAAAGACAAACUAUCUAUAGGUCAUCCCAAAGGUGCUUCUUCAAGAGGUAACUACACUUUCUGGUUUUUCUAUGAAGACGUUUCG
Messenger RNA from Ahaetulla prasina, 6679 nucleotides. RefSeq names its product peroxidasin homolog. Gene Ontology annotation, molecular function: heme binding; protein binding; peroxidase activity. The record is from RefSeq and is a predicted model, not a curated record. Gene Ontology annotation, biological process: response to oxidative stress. The coding region runs from base 79 to 4293 and encodes 1404 amino acids. The transcript is spliced from 22 exons. Lineage: Eukaryota; Metazoa; Chordata; Lepidosauria; Squamata; Colubridae.